This is a messenger RNA of Enhydra lutris kenyoni (northern sea otter), 2081 nucleotides long. RefSeq names its product 24-hydroxycholesterol 7-alpha-hydroxylase. Lineage: Eukaryota; Metazoa; Chordata; Mammalia; Carnivora; Mustelidae. The transcript has 12 exons. Gene Ontology annotation, molecular function: steroid hydroxylase activity; heme binding; oxidoreductase activity, acting on paired donors, with incorporation or reduction of molecular oxygen. The coding region runs from base 173 to 1582 and encodes 469 amino acids. Gene Ontology annotation, biological process: cholesterol homeostasis; bile acid biosynthetic process. The record is from RefSeq and is a predicted model, not a curated record.
AAAAAUUGGGGCGGGGAAAGGAGGCUACGCUUAGGAAGGCAAACAAACUGCGGAAGUUGUAGCAGACAAGUUGGGAGGUCCGGUAGGUGCCCCUCCCAACAGGGAAUGAGCAAGUGCCACGGCGGCAGGACUUUUCCCUUCUUUGAUUGGGAAAUCAAAGUUCCACAAAAACAUGGAACUAAUUUCCCCAGCAGUGAUUAUAAUCCUGGGUUGCAUUGCUCUUUUAUUAUUCCUUCAGCGGAAGAAUUUGCGUGGACCCCCGUGCAUAAGGGGAUGGAUUCCUUGGAUUGGAGCUGGCUUUGAGUUUGGGAAAGCCCCUCUAGAAUUUAUAGAGAAAGCAAGAAUCAAGUAUGGACCAGUAUUUACAGUCUUCAUUAUGGGCACCCGAAUGACCUUUGUUACUGAAGAAGAGGGAAUUAAUGUGUUUCUAAAAUCCAAAGAAGUAAAUUUUGAGCUAGCAGUGCAAAAUCCCGUCUAUCGUACAGCAUCAAUUCCAAAGAAUACUUUUUUAACACUGCAUGAAAAACUUUAUAUCAUGAUGAAAGGGAAACUAGGGACUUUCAACCUGUAUCAACUCACCGGACAACUGACUGAAGAAUUACAUGAGCAACUGGAGAACUUGGGCACUCAUGGGACAAUGGAGCUGAACAACUUAGUAAGGCAUCUCCUUUAUCCAGUCACAAUGAAUAUACUCUUUAAAAAAGACUUGUUUCCCACAGACGAGAGAAAAAUCAGGGAGUUCUAUCAGCAUUUUCAAGCUUAUGAUGAAGGUUUUGAGUACGGGUCCCAGAUGCCAGAAUGUCUCCUAAGAAACUGGUCAAAAUCCAAAAAGUGGCUUUUAGCACUUUUUGAGAAAACCAUUCCAGAUAUGAAAACAUACAAAUCUGUAAAAAAUAAUUCCAUGACAUUAAUGCAGGCUAUGCUGGAUAUCAUAGAGACGGAGAGAAAGGAAGAAGAGAGCCCCAGUUAUGGGCUUUUAUUACUUUGGGCUUCUCUGUCCAAUGCUGUCCCUGUUGCAUUUUGGACACUUGCAUUUGUCCUCUCUCAUCCCACUGUCCACGAGACCAUUCUGGAAGGCAUAUCUUCUGUGUUUGGCACAGCAGGUAAAGAUAAGAUGAAAGUAUCUGAGGAUGACUUGAAGAAACUCCCACUAAUCAAGUGGUGUAUUUUAGAAGCCAUUCGUUUAAGAGCCCCUGGUGUCAUUACCAGAAAAGUGCUGAAGCCAGUUAAAAUUUUGAAUUACACUGUUCCUUCUGGUGACUUGUUGAUGUUGUCUCCAUUUUGGCUGCAUAGAAAUCCGAAAUAUUUUCCUGAACCUGCAUUGUUCAAACCUGAACGUUGGAAAAAGGCAAAUUUAGAGAAGCACGCUUUCUUGGACCAGUUCGUGGCAUUUGGAAGCGGGAAGUACCAAUGCCCUGGAAGGUGGUUUGCUCUGUUACAGAUUCAAAUAUGUAUUAUUUUAAUACUUUAUAAAUAUGACUGUAGUCUUCUAGAUCCAUUACCAAAGCAGAGUCCUCUCCAUUUGGUGGGUGUCCAACAGCCAGAAGGACAAUGCCGAAUUGAAUUUAAACAAAGAAAAUGACAUCUGUUGGGUCUAAAGAGGGCCGGGAUCUUCUGGAAGAGUGAUUGUCCCCAUCCACUAGCCUGGCAGCAUCUAGACCUGAGCUCUGCUAAAAUAUACUGCUUAACUUUGUUUUAGGAUUUAGUUCAAGAGCAUGUCUAAAUGGUAGAUGUGUUUGGUAACUUAAGAGUAGACCAAGAAUCUGACAUCACUCUCACCGAUAUGAGGUCUGAAUACAGGGAUUAUAGAAGAUGUUUAAAUGAUUUUUAAAAGAUGCAUUUCCCCAGGAGUUGCAAUUUGGUUUCAUGCAUAACUGUAUUAAACUUUAAAUAGAAAUAGUGCCACUUGAAUGAAAAUCUUAGUAAACUAUGAAGGCCACAUACUUAAAUUUCUAUUUUGAAAAAGGCUAAAAGUCCUAGAUUCUAAGAAAAUAUUAAAACAGUAAUCUCUGGAAAUUUUUUUAGUUUUCUCAAUAUGAUUCUCAACUGGCAAUUUCAAUUCUUUUUUUUUUUUUAAUGUU